AUCACUCCAAAGAUCGCAAGGUGAGGAUCUGAUUCCUGAAUAUAGAUAAACAUCCUGGAAAAAAAGAAAGAAGUGACGAGGAUAUAGAAAUAACCAGGAAAGUUGUGAUAUACCUAAUAAACUGUCUUCCUUGAACUAACUUUCCUUACGCAUGCUGCAGAUUUCGCUUCAGAAUCUGACCAAAGUUGCAACUUUUGGAAGUUCUCAAUCCAAUUUCAGGGAAAGGCAAUCAUCUAUGGAGAAUAGAUAUGGUUUAUUAAGGCAGAGCAGUGGUUUCUGGAGGUCCUUGAGAGAUGGAGACUUUGAGGAAGAGGAAGUUUGGGCUGUUCUCAGAGAUACAACAGAUUCUACUUCCAUGGUAGGCAAACCCAAGGAGCCUUCUGUUUCUGUUCCUAGACAACUUCCAACUGCUUCAAGAAUGAUACCAAGAGCUACAGCCAGCAGCAGUAGCAAUAGCUCUUCUCAUGAAGCAAAAAUUGUUCAGAAGUCAGCACCUGUAAACAUUCCUGACUGGUCACAGAUUUCUGGAAAAAAGUCAAAGAAGAUCUCCAGGUAUGAUACAUGGGUUGAUGGUGAUGAUGAUGAUGAUGAUGGGGAUUUGAAUGAUGGCCAGGGCAGCGAUGAAGAUGAUGACGAUGAUGAGGACAAUUACAAGUUACCCCCACACGAAUUCAUUGCUAAAAGGCUUGCAAGAAGUCACAUAUCCUCUUUUUCUGUUUUUGAAGGUGUUGGGAGGACCCUCAAAGGGAGGGAUCUUAGCAAAGUUAGGAAUGCUGUUCUAACAAAAACUGGUUUCCUUGAAUAACAGGGAAGGUUGUCUCCAUGACCAUGACCAUGAUUCCAUGUGCUUUUUGUUUUUCAGAGAUUUAGGUAUGGGAGUUUGUGGUUGUUCCUUUAGUCUUUGGAGGUGUUCUUCUGGUUUGUGUUCAGGGUAUGAGAAAUUUAUUUUGAUGUAAAAAAGCAAUCAAUUGAUCCCCCACUCCCAUGUCACCUUUGCUUUGAUAAGCUUGAUUGUAGUAAAAUUUAGGGGCUACCGAGGGACCAAAAAAUGUACAAAUAUCAGAUGUAGGUAAUGCUUAACUUAAUUAGGAGGAUUAACCAUGUAAAUAACAAAAUACAGCCCUGCAAACCAGUUGACAACUCAGGGUUUUAGACGCGAAAUUAGCUUCAAGGGAGGUCUAAUAUUCAUGGUCAUUACCUUUCAAAUCUCAACAGAACCCUGCAUUCUGGUUUGUGCUAUGAUAGCUGAAGGCAAGGAUCAGUACUUCCCUAACUUGAUUGUUGGCUAAGGCAUUGAAAGAAGACAACAAUGUACUGAUUUUAAGGAUUCUGUAUCAUAGAAUCAUAGGUCGAAAUAGAUAUUGCUUGAUAAUAAGACUAUCCAUUAUCAUGA
Messenger RNA from Juglans microcarpa x Juglans regia, 1393 nucleotides. RefSeq lists its product as uncharacterized. The record is from RefSeq and is a predicted model, not a curated record. Lineage: Eukaryota; Viridiplantae; Streptophyta; Magnoliopsida; Fagales; Juglandaceae. The coding region runs from base 152 to 805 and encodes 217 amino acids. The transcript is spliced from 2 exons.